This is a messenger RNA of Corythoichthys intestinalis (scribbled pipefish), 5647 nucleotides long. It is a transcript of the gene grm8a, whose product is annotated as glutamate receptor, metabotropic 8a. Gene Ontology annotation, molecular function: group III metabotropic glutamate receptor activity. Bases 518 to 3574 code for a protein of 1018 amino acids. The transcript has 15 exons. Gene Ontology annotation, cellular component: plasma membrane. Gene Ontology annotation, biological process: G protein-coupled glutamate receptor signaling pathway; regulation of synaptic transmission, glutamatergic. Lineage: Eukaryota; Metazoa; Chordata; Actinopteri; Syngnathiformes; Syngnathidae. The record is from RefSeq and is a predicted model, not a curated record.
GUUGCGCGUGCGUUCUCGGGUGCGCUUGAUUGAAACAGCUGCGCACUGGCGUCUUGCACGUACGGAAGCAGCGUUUGUUUUGGGCUAUUGCCACUUGUAAACACAAGCCUGGACACUUUUAGCGACGUUUUUUCACUUUGGCAUCUUCACUUGCGGCUUUUUUGGAAGGGAGGGCAUUUUGCACAUUUUUGUGUGUGUGUACAGCACUGAGGAAUAUUUCACUCUUUUUUUUUGUUUGGUAAGGGACUCCUGCACAAGAAGCCACACAGGAGACGGAUAUUCUCUACUUUGAAGACUUUCAGGCUUGACUGAACAUGUAACCAGUGGAUGGACUACCUGAAGAGAUUCUUGGAAGCCAAGUCAACCAUACCCGCCUCUAGAUGCGUCUGUUUUGGAAUAUGACUCACUCGUGGGGCUCAGCUAGCUUCACCCCUUGGCUCCUGUCCCCCUACCUCAUCCAGCAGUAGACGCCCCCUUCCUUUUGGAGUACUUGACCCUUCCGACAUCUCCGCAAAUCAUGGAGCCGCAAUCAAACCCUCAACCCCAGUCCAACCCCGGCAUCUUCAUCCUGCUGGCAGCCUCCUACGCUUGUCUCCUCCCCGUGGUCUGGCCGCAACGGCUGCCCAUCGACCCCCAAGCCGCGCCGGAGUACGCCCACUCCAUCCGGCUGGACGGCGACAUCGUCCUGGGCGGCUUGUUUCCUGUGCACUCGCGGGGUGAUCGUGGCACACCCUGCGGGGAUCUCAAAAAGGAGAAGGGCAUCCACCGUCUGGAGGCCAUGAUGUUCGCCAUCGACCUGAUCAACAAGGACCCCGAGCUGCUACCCAACAUCACGCUGGGGGCGCGGAUCUUGGAUACAUGCUCCAGGGACACGUACGCUCUGGAGCAGUCGCUGACCUUCGUGCAAGCUCUUAUUGAGAGGGACGGCUCGGACGUGCGCUGCGCCAACGGAGACCCGCCCAUCUUCACCAAGCCAGAUAAAAUCGUGGGCGUGAUCGGAGCAGCGGCCAGCUCUGUGUCUAUCAUGGUAGCCAACAUCCUGCGACUGUUUAAGAUUCCUCAGAUCAGCUACGCCUCCACAGCCCCGGAGCUGAGCGAUAACACCCGCUACGACUUCUUCUCCCGCGUGGUGCCGCCGGACUCUUACCAGGCUCAGGCCAUGAUGGACAUCGUCACGGCCAUGGAGUGGAACUACGUGUCCACGCUGGCCUCUGAGGGCAACUACGGCGAGAGCGGCGUGGAAGCGUUUGUCCAGAUCUCACGAGAAACUGGUGGUGUUUGCAUUGCACAGUCCUUGAAAAUCCCAAGGGAACCAAAGCCGGGGGAGUUUGACAAGAUCAUUAGACGUCUGCUGGAGACCUCCAACGCCAGAGCCAUCAUUAUGUUCGCUAAUGAGGACGACAUACGGCGCGUUUUGGAUGCCGCAAAGAGGAACAACCAGACAGGUCACUUCCUGUGGGUGGGCUCUGACAGCUGGGGGUCUAAGAUCUCACCAGUGAUUGGCCAGGAGAGAGUGGCGGAGGGAGCCAUCACUAUUCUUCCCAAGCGAGCAUCUGUUGACGCCUUUGACCGCUAUUUCCGGAGCCGCUCGCUGUCCAACAACAGAAGGAACGUCUGGUUUGCAGAGUUCUGGGAGGAAAACUUCAACUGUAAGCUGGGCAUGCAUGGGAAACGACCAGGCAUUCUCAAGAAAUGCACAGGUUUGGAGAAGGUGGGCCGGGAUUCCAGCUACGAGCAAGAGGGCAAAGUGCAGUUUGUGAUGGACGCCGUGUACGCUAUGGCGCACGCUUUGCACCACAUGCACCGAAAGCUGUGCCACGGUUAUCCGGGAUUGUGCCCGCGUAUGGCCGGCAGUAUCGACGGCAAGGAGCUGCUGGGACACAUCCGUGCCGUCAACUUUAACGGGAGUGCCGGCACACCGGUGGUUUUCAACGAGAACGGAGACGCACCGGGACGAUAUGAUAUUUUCCAGUACCAGAUUACUAACAGAUCCACUGCCGAGUACAGAGUCAUCGGUUCCUGGACUAAUAAACUGCACCUAAAGGUUGAAGCCAUGCGCUGGAAGACGGGUGACCCGUCACUGCCCGCCUCCGUGUGCAGCUUGCCAUGCCGAGCCGGGGAGAGGAAGAAGGUGGUGAAAGGGGUGCCCUGCUGCUGGCACUGCGAGCGUUGCGAGGGUUACCACUACCAGGCUUCUGAAUUCAUGUGCGAGCUGUGUCCGUACGAAAUGCGGCCUGACGCCAACCGCACCGGUUGCGUGCCCAUCCCCAUCAUCAAGCUGGAGUGGCACUCGCCAUGGGCCGUGGUGCCCGUUUUCCUCUCCAUGCUGGGCAUCAUCGCCACAUCCUUCGUCAUCGUCACCUUCGUGCGCUACAACGACACGCCCAUCGUGCGGGCGUCUGGCCGCGAGAUGAGCUACGUGCUCCUCACCGGGAUCUUCUUGUGCUACGCCAUCACAUUCCUGAUGAUCGCCGCGCCGGACGUCGGCGUGUGCUCCUUCCGAAGGAUCUUCCUGGGCUUGGGCAUGUGCUUCAGCUACGCGGCACUGCUCACAAAGACCAACAGGAUACACCGCAUCUUCGAACAGGGGAAGAAGUCCGUCACGGCGCCCAGGUUUAUCUCUCCGGCAUCCCAGCUAGUCAUCACCUUCUCCCUCAUCUCAGUCCAGCUUCUCGGCGUGUUCGUUUGGUUCGCCGUCGACCCGCCGCACACGGUGGUGGACUACGGCGAGCAGCGAACCCAAGACCCCAGAGCGGCACGCGGGGUCCUCAAGUGCGACAUCUCGGACCUGUCGCUCAUCUGCUCCUUGGGGUACUCCAUCCUGCUGAUGGUGACCUGCACGGUGUACGCCAUCAAGACACGCGGCGUGCCCGAGACCUUCAAUGAAGCCAAACCCAUCGGCUUUACCAUGUACACCACCUGUAUUAUCUGGCUGGCCUUCAUCCCAAUCUUUUUCGGAACUUCGCAGUCUGCAGAGAGGAUGUACAUCCAAACCACCACCUUGACCAUCUCGCUCAGCCUUUCGGCCUCCGUCUCCCUUGGGAUGCUCUACAUGCCUAAAGUCUACAUCAUCCUCUUCCACCCAGAGCAGAACGUGCCCAAGCGGAAACGCAGCUUCAAGGCCAUCGUGACCGCCGCCACCAUGUCUGGGAAACUGUCGCAGAAGGGAAGCGACCGACCCAACGGCGAAGUGAAGACGGAGUUGUGUGAAAGCAUGGAGACCAAUAGUGGCUGGUACGUGGGCCCACGCACCGGUAGCAUGGUUGUUCACCACUUGACCAUGGAGGAGGUGUCUUCUUUCUUCUCGGCGAUCACCUCAGACCGGUCGGUGUCAGCGCUCACGAUUGUAAACUUUUCCACUAGGUUGAUGCCCCAACUGGACUUUGUCGUACAAGUUUCAUAUUUCAUCCAAAAGACUUCAGUUCAAAAUUUUAAAGUUUCCAGUCCAUAUGUUCAUACCAUUGGAGGAAUAAACAGUAGUUUGUUGUUGAAACAAGUCUUUAACUUGCUUUGUUGCAAUCUUCCAGAAAAUAUGUUACAAGUGUUGAACUAUAUUUCCAUUUAUUCACAUUAAUCAUAUGUGGGAGCAGCCACUUUGCUUUCUAUCCAAUAUUCACACAGGCCCUUUGUCCUCUUACCAGUGUAUGUAAUCUGAUCAGGGGCUGGGGGUUGCACAUUCCAAGCAAGUCUUUAGGGGAAGUAAGAAAAAGGGUAGGAGCUGAGAGGCGGGACACACUCUGUCUAGUCUGCCUUUAAGUGUAAAUUCUUUGUUCUUAUUUACUCCUGAAUUCUGUCAUCAUCUUCUGUUUGUUAUAAGAAUAAAACAACCUGUAACAAGGAAUAAUAAACUCUUUUCCUUCACAAGUUGUGCUUCAAACUUCCUCUUCUGUUUGGAGAGGACUUCUUUCAAACCAUUGGUUGAAAGUAAGUCCUCUUUAAACUAGGGCUGUCAAAAUUAUCGCGUUAACACACAUGCCCCGCUCAAACAUUAAAAUGACAGCACAGUGAAAUGUGUACUUGUUGCGUUUUUCGGAGUUUUGUCGUCCUCUGCUGGCGCUUGGGUACAACUGAUUUUAUAGGCUUCAGCACCCAUGAGCAUUGUGUAAGUAAUUAUUGGCAUCAACAAUGGCGGGCUACUAGUUUAUUUUUUGAUUGAAAAUUUUACAAAUUUUAUUAAAAUGAAAACAUUAAGAGGGGUUUUAAUAUAAAAUUUCUAUAAAUUGUACUCACAUUUUUCUUUUAAGAACUGCAAGUCUUUCUAUCCAUGGAUCGCUUUAACAGAAUGUUAAUAAUGGUAAUGCCAUCUUGUUGAUUUAUUGUUAUAAUAAACAAAUACAGUACUUAUGUACCGUAUGUUGAAUGUAUAUAUCCAUCUUUCUAUUCCAACAAUAAUUUACAGAAAAAUAUGGCAUAUUUUAUAGAUGGUUUGAAUUGCGAUUAAUUUUUAAGCUGUAAUUAACUCGAUUAAAAUUUUUAAUCGUUUGAGGCACAACCUGUAACAAUGCCUUGACAUUUCACUGAAAGAUUGCAACAAACAAGUUAAAUACUCAUUGCUCAAUUAACAAGCCUAACAACAAACUACUGUUGAUUGCCCUAAAGCCACGAAUAGAUGGAUUUUCAACUUUAAAAAUUUGAACUGAAGAAAUCUUUUGAAUUGAAUGGGAAACUUCUUCGGCAAACAAGAAAGUCCAUUGCCUGGAAUAAACAUAGUGGAAAAGUUUACAAUUAUGAGCACUGACCCCGACUGAUCCGAGGGAUUUCUGGCGCUCCUCCGGCGGUGGACAGUCUCUUCAGUCUGCAACGUUAGAAUCCCACAAUUAGCAUUGUAAUUUGCAAUACCUAAACCACCUAGCGCCUUACCUGUCAUUUGACGACUAACUGUCCCCUUUGUCUUUUCUUGCAGCUUCGUCCACUAAAACGACGUACGUCAGCUACAGCAAUCACGCCAUUUAAAGACAAAGACGGAAGACAAAUGAGGACGUGCGUGUCGGGCCAAAAAGAACAAACCCACCUACCUGCUGCGCUGACGGUCGGGAUCCAAGCAUGAGACAUUUUGUAUCGUUUUGCAUCAAAUUCACCGAGGGAUGGCGGCGCAAACUGCCCAUUGGCGCGUCUGCUUUCUUGCUGCUCAUCGGUCCGACCAUCGACAUAGCUGUUUAAAUAAAAAAAGACCGUAAGGACAAUGUGACAUAUUAUAGGAUUCUUGAGUGGACUUGCAAAACUGUUGAAAAGAGGAAAAAAAAAAACCCACAGAGAAACAUGUAAACAUUGUAUGCGUAAGGGCCAGAAUUAGAGAUUUAACAGAUGAUAUAUAAAAGGAGAAAAUCUACGGGACUCAAAACAUGUUUGUUGUUCUUCUCUAAUUGUGAGUAUUUUGUGGUUGUGGCAAUUUUUUCAUUCUUGUCUCACCGUUGUCGAUGAAUCGUCCUUGCAUACUGAGAUGAGUGUGUUUCCUCCCACUGUCUUGGCUAACUGGGUUGUGAACAUGUAAACACACCAUGGGUGACGCAUGCCGCUUUUUUAUACCAAAAGGAGAUUUAUUUAUAAUAAAGGAAUGUUUUUGCAAAUACUUGGAUUUGUGUGUGUCUUUCCGCCGGUACAGUAAAGUCCCUGACAAAAGUCUUGUCGCUUAUCCAUUUUGUCAAAA